This is a messenger RNA of Parastagonospora nodorum SN15, 1160 nucleotides long. RefSeq lists its product as hypothetical. The transcript is spliced from 2 exons. NCBI's taxonomy places the organism in Eukaryota, Fungi, Ascomycota, Dothideomycetes, Pleosporales, Phaeosphaeriaceae. The coding region runs from base 1 to 999 and encodes 332 amino acids. Gene Ontology annotation, biological process: translation. The record is from RefSeq and is a predicted model, not a curated record. Gene Ontology annotation, molecular function: structural constituent of ribosome. Gene Ontology annotation, cellular component: ribosome.
AUGCCGCCCCGAAUACCAAUCCCCACCUGCCUGCGGGCUGCGCCCUCCGCCACUCCAGCACAAUUCACUCUUCCCUUCCGCUCCUUCUCGUCGAGCUCGAUACUCCAGGCCAAGGCCAAGAGGGAUGAAGAAAGGGCACGGCAGCGAGCCAAUCGCGAUCCCUACAUCAUAGCACAGCGCAACCGGAAGAAGGCCGCCAACCUCACCAGGCGGGCAGAGCUGGAGCAGGCCAGAGUGGCCAGUCUUGGAAACCCUGUUCGCGGUGUAUCAACACCAUUCGUCGAGUCGUUUGACACCGGCAAACCCGUGACGUCCGAACCGGGCAAGAAGACACCCAAGGACAAGGCGCAUCUCAAUUAUGCUUUCGAGCCGGAAGACGUCGAACGACAAUUGGCGCGGAGUGUAAAACUGGCUAUCCCACUAAGUGAAAUCGCCAAGCAGGCCGCGGUUGGUCCUCUGGGCAUGAGAACCAAGACGACUGCCAUUGAGAAGACGGCCGAGGAAAUUGAAGCACAGAACAAGAAGGACCACGAACGUGCGGUCGAGGCCAUUGCGCGUAUCACGGCACUGGCGAACGGAUCCAGCAAGGACCGGAUGCGCGUCAACAUCACAAGAUGUGUCCAGACAUUUGGUCGACACAACACAGACAGGAUCUUCCCACCUCGCGCGCCGCCACUCAAGAACAUGAGCGAGACUGUGCACCCGAUCCGGCCCGAGACAAACAUUGCCGCGACGGAGAAGCGCAUUGGACCAGAUACUGGAUCUUCAGAGGUGCAGAUUGCAAUUCUGACCGCGAAGAUCAAGACCAUGGCCGACUUCCUGGCCACGCGAGGCAAGAACGACAAGCACAACAAGAGGAACUUGAGGGUGCUUGUGCACAGAAGGCAGAAGCUGUUGCAGUACCUCAGGAGGAAGGAACGGGGCGGACCGAGGUGGCAACAUUGCAUCGAGACAUUGGGCCUGACUGAGGGUACCUGGAAGGGUGAGAUCUCAUUGUAGGAUCUCAACCGCGAUGUGCAGACUCCAUGUGCAUUUCAGCGGAAUCAUUGUACAGUCGAUUUGUGUAUAUUGCAUCUGUACAACACGCUCAACCAGAGACUUCUAACGUCCUUACCGUUUACCUUGCAAGAUCAUUGAAAGGAGAACAUUCGAGACUGGAA